Molecule: messenger RNA, 2080 nt
Organism: Seriola dumerili (greater amberjack)
Lineage: Eukaryota; Metazoa; Chordata; Actinopteri; Carangiformes; Carangidae
Product: B-cell receptor CD22-like
Exons: 9
Coding region: 599-1321 (240 amino acids)
Source: RefSeq, a predicted model, not a curated record
GGAUUUCCCCUCUCCUUCAGUGUGUGUCCAUGGUUCUUCAUGCAACAGAGUGACUUACACUGACAGAAGCAUCUGUGCCUUUAAAGGCUCUUCAGUUGACAUUUCUUGCACUUACAGCAGUUAUCAAUCUAUCAAAUCUAAAUUCUGGUUCAGUAAUGAUCAGCCGCAGCGUUACAUACGACCUGUGGACCUUGAAGACUCCCAGUACUCACGUCGUGUUUAUGUCCUUGAAGCAGAGAGAGGACGCUCCACUCUGAGAAUCACUGACCUGACAGAGGGAGAUUCAGCUGAGUAUCGCUUCAAAUUCAAAACACAAGGGUUUGAAUGGGGGAGCAGCUUACGUGGUACAACUCUGACUGUCACAGAUCCAGAUGUGCAGGUGCAGGUGAUCUGGACUUCUACCGGUCCAACACUGAUUUGUUCCAGCAGCUGUCUUCUCUCUGCUCGUUCUUCCUUUGUCUGGUACAAGAGAGAAAAAGAAAUUCAGGGAGAGACGUCUCCAUCUUUUAGAGGACACGUUGAUCCUGAGGACAGUUAUUCCUGUGCUUAUGAGGGUUACCGCUCUCCUCCAGUGUAUCCUCCGAAGGUCUCAGUGUUGAUGAAUCCCUCUGGUGACGUAAUGAAGGACAGUUCAGUGAAUCUCACCUGUAGCAUCGAUGCUAACCCAGCAGCUAAAUACACCUGGUACAAAGAGAAGCAGUUACUGCUCAGUGGAGAACCGCAGCUUGUUUUCACCUCCGUCCAGUCCUCCGACUCUGGAGAGUAUUACUGCACAGCUGAGAAUGAGCUGGGGAAGACGACAUCUGAAUAUGUCUCACUUAAUGUGAAAUAUGGUCCUCAGACCUCCACUCUGUCAGUGAGUCCCUCUGGUGAGAUAGUGGAGGGCAGUUCAGUGACUCUGACCUGUAGCAGUGAUGCUAACCCAGCAGCUAAUUACACCUGGUACAAGGAGAAUGAAGACUCACCAAAAGCUUCAGGACAGAUCUUCACCAUCACUGACCUCAGACCUGAACACAGUGGGAAUUAUUACUGUGAAGCCCAGAACACAAGAGGACGUCGUAACUCCACCUUAAAUCUGACUGUUGUAGCAGGUAAAUCAGUAUUAAUUAUGAACAUCAUCAGGUUGACUCUGGUGGUCCUGAUGCUGAUUCCACUGGUCGUCUUGAGUCUGUGGACGAGGAAGAAGAAGAAAACUCUGAGUUUAAACUCUGAACCAAAUGAAGCUGUAGAGAUGAUGGAGGUAGACUCUUGUCCUGGUUAUGAGAACAGCACCACUGCAGCACAGACACAAGACACAGAGGAGCAGGAAGACCUGGUGUGAAGUUACAGUCAGAUGAUGUUGAAGCAAAGGUGGGACUCACCUGGUGGAAACAGGAAGUAGAACAUUGAUUUCAGCUUUAAAGAUUUUUCUGUUAAUUUUCUACUUAUUAUUUUAUUUAGCAGCUAUGAAGACAGAUAAAGUUUAAAUCUGUUCCUUUGUUCUGAUUGAUUUUCCUCAGUUUUGUCUCUAUAUGGAUGAAAUGUGCCACAGUGCAGUAGUUUAUUAGUAUUCAGGAUGUUACUGAUAUGAAGAUGCAAAGACAGUUUUUAUUGAAGAGGACCUGAACUUCCUGUAAAUCUCUGGGGUCACUCAUCAAAGCAGAAUGUAGUUCACUAAAUGUGAAGCCUUUUCAGAAUAAAAGUCCAUUGUUGACAGCGUGUGCAACACCCUAAUUAUAAUUUGAGGAGUUUACCGUUGUAAUAUGUCAAAGAUGUUUGUCACCAGUGUGAACUAAUGACACGUCCUGAACUUAAUCUCUGUAAAUAACUUAAAGUGUAAAUAGUUUCAAUCAUAAAUGUGUAAAUAAAGCACCAAGAGUAAAUGUGAUUAAUCAAUGGAUGGUAAAAUGUUUUCUCAUGGCUCUGAUCUGGUAUCUCUAAUGUUGUUUAUAUCUUUUAAUGAUCAUGAAGCCUGGCUCACCAGGGUCGACAAGUCAGGCCGUUGUUGUCUUCUGAACUCUGAGCGUCAUGUUCGGUUCAAAAUGGCGCCAGGCGGCCUCCGACCUCCAGGGGGCCUCCGACCUCCAGGGGGCCUCCGACC